GAAUCACAAAUAAAAGCUAUGGAUCUCUCUCCCGCUUGUCUUUUUUAAUCAAUUAAAGAAAAAAAUAGUUUUCAUGAAGUGCAGUCGAACAGGGACACACAGAAAGGGGGGAGCUGUGCCUCCACGCAGAAUGAUUGAGGGAGGCGGAGAGGAAACAGAGCUCUCCAUCAGAUCAAAUGAGGUGAAAAUAAUUCAGGCAUUAAUCAAAUGAGAACGAAAAGGAGGGUUUUUUCUUUUUUUUUUCUUCUUUUUUUCCUACGGAAGCUGAAAAGAGAAGGUGUGAAUGAAAAACGUGUGACUGCAAGAUAGAGGCAAAAAAAAAAAAACGACGCUUUUCAAAUAAUGUCUCAUGGAAAUAUUGCUUUUUCGGCAGACCAGAAUGGAGCUAUUCCUGGUGAAGAAAUGAAGAAAGAUGAAAAUGUACGACGUGGAAACUGGGGCAACCAGAUUGAAUUUGUUCUGACAAGUGUUGGCUAUGCGGUUGGACUCGGAAAUGUCUGGAGAUUUCCGUACCUCUGCUAUAGAAAUGGAGGAGGUGCAUUUAUGUUCCCAUACUUCAUCAUGUUGGUGUUCUGUGGGAUUCCUCUGUUUUUUCUGGAGCUGUCCUUUGGUCAGUUUGCCAGUCUUGGCUGUCUUGGGGUCUGGAAGGUCAGCCCUAUUUUUAAAGGAGUUGGCUAUGGCAUGAUGGUUGUUUCCACAUAUAUUGGUAUUUAUUACAAUGUGGUGAUCUGCAUUGCUUUCUACUACUUCUUCAUGUCCAUGACGAACCUCCUGCCAUGGACAUACUGUAAUAAUCCAUGGAAUACACCAGACUGCAGUGGGGUGGUGGGGGGUGGAAAUUACUCCAAUGGAUCUUCUGCUACUUUAAUGGCUAAUGUGUCUGCAAUGAUAAACCACACAGCAAAGAGGACAAGUCCAAGUGAGGAAUAUUGGAAAUACUACGUACUUAACAUUUCUGAUGACAUUGGAAACUUUGGAAAUGUAAGGCUUCCUAUUCUGGGCUGUCUUGCUUGCUCUUGGACUGUUGUCUUCCUCUGCCUUAUCAGAGGAGUCAAAUCUUCUGGAAAGGUGGUUUACUUUACAGCCACGUUCCCUUAUGUAGUUCUUACAAUCCUUUUUGUCCGUGGCAUCACACUGGAAGGAGCUAUAAAUGGUAUCAAGUACUACUUGACCCCUCAAUGGAGCAUAAUCCUGGAUGCCAAGGUGUGGGGAGAUGCUGCUUCCCAGAUUUUCUACUCUCUUGGCUGUGCUUGGGGGGGACUAAUCACCAUGGCAUCAUAUAACAAAUUCCACAAUAAUUGCUACAGAGACAGCAUUAUUAUAAGUGUGACAAACUGUGCAACUAGUGUCUAUGCAGGCUUUGUCAUCUUCUCCAUCCUGGGUUUCAUGGCACACCAUCUUGGGGUUGAUGUUUCUCAAGUGGCAGAUCAUGGGCCUGGGCUGGCCUUUGUAGCUUAUCCAGAAGCCUUGACCCUGCUCCCCAUCUCUCCUUUGUGGUCCCUUCUGUUUUUCUUCAUGUUAAUUCUUCUUGGACUUGGAACACAGUUUUGCCUUUUGGAAACACUGGUUACAGCCAUUGUGGAUGAAAUUGGUAGUGAUUGGAUAAUCAAGAAUAAAACAUUUGUUACCCUUGGAGUUGCAAUUAUAGGUUUCUUGCUUGGCGUGCCACUAACUACACAGGCUGGGAUCUAUUGGUUAUUACUCAUGGAUAACUAUGCUGCCAGUUUCUCUCUUGUCGUUAUAUCCUGCAUUAUGUGUGUAGCCAUUAUGUAUAUAUAUGGAUAUCGCAAUUACUUCAAAGAUGUUGAGAUGAUGCUGGGCUUUCCUCCUCCAAUCUUUUUCCAAAUCUGCUGGAGAUUUGUUUCUCCCGUCAUCAUCUUUUUCAUUCUAGUGUUUACAGUUGUGCAGUAUAAGCCUAUUACGUACAAUGACUAUACCUACCCUAACUGGGCUGUGGCUAUUGGAUUCCUUAUGGCUCUGUCCUCAGUCAUAUGCAUUCCAGGCUAUGCCCUUUUUAAAGUCUGUACGUCAGAAGGAGAAACAUUUUUGGAGCGCUUAAAAAAUGCUACUAAGCCAGAUAGCAACUGGGGACCUGCCCUUCGGGAGCACCGGAGUGGACGCUAUGCACCAAUGUUGAACACCGAUUUGGACUUGAGCAAAGAGGAUCAGUCCAUUCAUCCUGUAAAGAAGCCAGAGGAAAUAAGCCUCACCAUCCAGGGAAGCAAUGGCUCUGCGCAUAAUCCUGGUGCCAAUGCAUAGAACCAGGUGGCUCAUGUAAAACAUUUUACACUCAGAACAGUGGAUAGAGACAUUCUUGGUGAAAAUGAACCCUUUACAUAUUGUAAAGGCCUAUUAUUUCUAAUCUGUAGAGAUUUGGUUGUCAGUUAAAUGUUUUCUGCAUAAUUUAAUAUUGCACAGUUCUUUAAAAAGAAUUUUUUUUUAUGCAUGAGGAACUAUUGCAUUAUAUCCACACUAUCUGUACAUAAUAUGAAAAGUGGGGCUGCAUUAUUUUCUGCUUUGUAUAAAAUCCAAAUGUACUACAGUAUCAUGCCUCGUCUAUGGCAGUUUGUACAGUGGUAGGGUCAGGGAUUUUGAUAGUUGGAGAGCAGGAAUAUCCGAUUAAGAGCAGAAGCUUAACUCAGACGAGAAUGGAUAAGAUAUCUUAAUUUUGGUAAAUAUCUGAAUAAAUUAUUUCAGUGCUAGCAUCACAAACAUUUUAUAACUUUUUGUUUCCAUCUUGCAAAACUUACCCACAAAGUAAAUGUAAACUAAUUGUGUUUUACAGAUUAUAUUACCAUUAUGAUAAAGUUGCAUAUUGUUGUUUGCUAUUUUGAACCCCAGUGGUUUUUAAUGCUUGAUAUUAUAAAACAAUCUUGAAAGUGACUAAAAAUCAUUAUUUUAAUGAAAUUAUACAUUCCUGUGUAUCAGUUCAGUUUUGGAUAUAUAUAUAUUUACACCAACUUUUAUACAGUAUCAAUGCUGGCUUUCAAAAUAGCAAAUUAAAUAGUUUAAAGCACUUUUUGAAAUCUUGUCUUGGGUGUCAGGGCAAAGUCUUCUUUUCAAAUCCCUAAUUCCAGGGAAGAGAAUAUUUUUGACAUUGAUCGAAAGGAUAUAUAAAAAAAUAAAAACGAAAAACAAUGGAGGCAAGACUCAGGACAAUAAAAAAAAAAUGUAGUCUUCCAGUAAGUCACUGUUACCUUGGUAUAUUGGAACUGUGGGUUUUUAUUGCAUUAAGAACAAUGCCAGGUCAAGUUACAGAGAAAAUAACACUGCCACUCUAUUGUCCUGGUCAGAAGUGUCUCGUACUCCUCUGAUCAUCAUCAUCAUCAAAGUUCUAAUUUUUUUUUUUAGAUAUUUUUAACAAUUCUUUCAAGACAUACUGAGGCUGUAAAAGUUAUAGUUUAUUAGAGACAGUGCUUUAAAGUAUUAGAGGUAUUUUUUACUGGUGAUAAAUUAUGCAUUAGAAUAAUUUCGUGUUCAAAAUUGCUGUCAGACAAGAAUAUUGAUUCAAUUGAACAAAAAAGAAAAUACUUAUAAUGUUUUUAUGGAAAGGCAAAAGUUAACUUUUCUGAUGAAUCAUUCAUUAAGUUAACAUGCUGAUUUGUUUGAUGGCAUAUGUGAAAAUUUUAAUUCCAUAGGAAUUUCUAACCUAAAGGCAUGCUCAGAUUAUUAUAUUUUUCAUAUGAAUGGAUUUUAUUAGUAGUAAUGUAGUAACAAUAAUUUUUGGUUCUAUUACAAAGUAUUAUGAAAAGUAGACCGAUUUCAGAAAAUGACAUUCUGCUAUGACUGAUGUUUAUUUCUGUAUGGAUUUUGUUGCCAAAUGCUUGAAUGUGUUUUAAGGGGCCAAACACAGCAAAACUGGGAUUUUCAGGAGGAUAGAGCUACUAAAACAACAACACAGUAGAAAAGAUUUUUUGCCAAUGUAGCCGAGUCUCUUUCAUUAUUCUCUAGGUGGUAAUACCAUUAUUAACCCAGCCCUGGCUUAGAAUAUCACAUGCAUGUUCAGUUACUUGUUCAACCAUAUAUAUCGGUUCAUUUCUGAUUUCUUGUAUGACAAGACUGAAAACGGAACUGACGUUUAACACUACAUGGACAGCUACAGUGUUCCUGUAACUGAGUCGCAGCACAGUAUGAGGCUAUGCACAAAUACUGUUAUUGAUAGAACAGCUUUUUUUCUGAUUUUCGGAUUUAUGGUUAUGGGGAUAUUUAACAAAACUAAUUUGAAUUUCAAAAGAAUCUCUAUAAUUAUGUUUAUAGAUAUAUAUGUACUGUGUAUUUUUCUACCUAUUCUUGAUUGAUAAUGAUACUCUAUGUAUUUUCAGAUUUACUAAGCAAUAACAUUUGUCAAUAUCUAAGAAACAACUGGCACUCAAGUAACCUGGGGAUGAUGGCAUUUAUUUGAUUGUUGAACUCUUUUAAGGCAGAAGUGUAGAGCAAUAUGGUCCAGUUCAGCUUUAACUCAGACAGAAUGUGGCUUGUGUUUGUUGUGCUUUAAUGGACAGACAUAUGGUACAGUAUUUAGUACUGUAAAGGUGCUUUUGACAAAUUUGCACAAAUAGUGAAGUGCUCAUUACACAAGUCUGCUGUGUGCAAAGUAAUUCUACAGCAGACUGGGAGCCUUCAUGGCAUAUUUUUUUAAAUCUCUUUGCAGACUAAUUAGUGCUUCCAAAAUUAAUGUGCUCCUUUUAUUUCUUUAAAGCAUAUUUCUCUGCAAUGAAUUACUAGUCACAAUUCAAUAAUAAUUAAACCUAAAAACGUGUGUCUUGUGCAUCAGCGUUAUAAUUCAGACACUAUCAUUUGGUAUAUUAACAAACAUUUUUAUGUGCAUUAAUGUUAAAAAGGUUCAGUUCAUAUUCAUCACUGUGCUAAGCAACCCUUCUAAGGUUUUCUUCAGAAGAACACUGUUAAAGUGAAGACAAACACCUAAAAUAUUUCCAGUUCGAGUUGUUACUGUACAAUUAAAUAACUUGAUGAAAACUAGCAAUAACUGAGAGUUGUGGUAAAAUAACAUUAUAUUUUUUAAAACAUGUAAGUAGUGUACUGCCAUGUGUGCAACAUGUUUACUGUAAAGGUGAAAAACUCUUUAGUUUUAGUAAUAUUUUCCUACUGUAGAUUGCAUACCUUGUAGGACACGGUCUUCAAAUAUCAUUAUAAAGAUAUAAUGCUAUGCUAGCCAAGGCCUACUUUAGGGUUUCUAAGCAUUACAUGCAGAUUAAAUGAUGCACAAUUUUGGAUUUGAACAUUGAUAAUUUGAAAGGGUUACUUUAAUACACAUUGGUAAUGCUUACAAUAUUGCACAGUAUUGCUAAAAAAAGGUACGAUAUUUGUGUUUUAUGCACAAUAUAAUACAGUAAUAUGUAAAAUAUUGCAGAAUUUUGCAAUAAUCUGCAUUUGUUCUAUGGCAAAAUAAAAAAGUGAUAUCAAUAUAAAUACUCAAUUUCAUCAGCAAUGUUUUCACGAACCAGUAGUGCUAAGGUAUAGGAAAAUACCUUGAGUCUGUAUUAAAAACAGUAAAAUAGUGAAAUAAUACUGUAUUUUAGGAAUCAUGCUUCAUUAAAAACACUCAUACAUGUACAAAUGUAAUUGUACUGUAAUGUAGAUUUCUCAUAGUGAAAAAUUCCAAAGUUAAUGGGAUGCUUGGUACAGUGGAAUGAAAAAAAAGUAAAACCAGAUAAACCCCGUAAAAACAUAAAAAGUUUGCACAUGCAUACAUCUAUUGAGGAGAGGACUCAGGAAGGUGAGGCAAGGCCUCAAUUGUACUGCUGCCUUCAAGUAGAGCACAAGAAGUACUCUCUUCUGUUCUGCAGUAUUUACAACAGGAGAGAAGACAUUUGAAAACUGUAGUCUCUAAAUCCCUCUCUAGCUUUGCUAAGCACUAGGCUGAUGAGCUUGUCCUGCAUAAUGUCAUUUCAUACAUCAAGAAGCAGACACUCAGAAAUUACGUUGUACAUGGAUUGGACAUAGAUAGAUAGAUAGAUAGAUAGAUAGAUAGAUAGAUAGAUAGAUAGAUAGAUAGAUAGAUAGAUAGAUAGAUAGAUAGAUAGAUAGAUAGAUAGAUAGAUAGAUAGAUAGAUUAUUAAUCACCAAGGGGAAAUUCACAUACUCCAGCAGCAGCAUACUGAUAAAAAACAAUAUUAAUUAAAGAGUAAUAGAAACACAGUGCAAGGUGGAGAGUGCGAGGCAGGUAUAACAGUCAAUAAACAGUCUUUCUUAAAAAUGGAAGAUUCUGGGUAACACUUUAGAAAACUAACUACAUUAUUUGGCAGUUACACUGUACAACAUUAAACAUCUUUCAUGGUAUUACUGCCCAAAAGGUGCCUUAUUAGGUAAAUAUAAAGUAACAUUCUUUUGCAGAAAUUAUGCAAUUCUAUAGUAUAUAUGUGCUAAUACAAUUGAUCAGUGUGCGUAAUAAUAAAUGUAUAAUAUACAUUUUUCUUCUUUCAGAUCUUUAAGAAACAGUACCAUUUUCCUAAUAAUGGCUAUUUUUGGUUUUAAUACCUGAUGCCUCUUCUCGACAAAGUCUAUUGGAAACAAAUAAAUGCAACGUAAAACAAAACUGCACCAAGUUCAAAGUGAAUUACGCUUGCCCAUUUAACAAAGGUGUAACUUGAGCAUAAUGGCAGCAGUCUAAUAACUUGAACACUUUCUCUGAAAUUGUAAUUUAUCAGUGAACCCUUUUGUAGUCUUGUCAUAGCACAGCUUUGUAACUCAACAUUCAAAAUAAACGGCAAAUGUGAUUCUCUUCUAUGCACCAUGUGCUUUACUUUUACAAUACUGCCAAUGUGCGCUGCCGGAAUUUAUAAAUCUUCUGAUAUUGGUAUUUUUAGUGCCAACUACUGUUCAACUGCUGCCUUGUUUAUCAAUGCAAACAUAAAGAUGUUAACUAUAUUUUUAUACCUUUAAUUAGGAGAAGAAUUAAAUCAGGGGCAUCUGUUUGUUCUGAUCCGUCACCAGCAAAAUAGGCCCACUGCCCAAUGGCCCCACAGUCUCUCAUUAAAGGAACCGGCAAUGUUAAUGUUGCAUGAUAGUAACAAACAUCUUAAAGAAGUCACAGAGCACACUUAUCGAAAUAGCUACACAUGUUUGGUUCCAGAAAUCUUUUUUAAUUAUCCAAAACUUUUUUUUUUCCAUUAAUAAAAUAUCGGUUAUUCAGGGAUUAAUUCCAGCUUACCUUAAAUGUAUCUGAAUGCCUCAUUGUGUUCACAUGAGAUGACAAAAGCUGCUGACAGGCCAUUCAUGUAUAGUGUGUGGUCAGUUCGGAGGGCAGGCCAGUCAAGUGGAGGGACCCAUGCUUGGGAAUGGCUUGAUUUACCUCUUAAGCUCUGGUAGCUUCAUUUUGAUGUCUACUGUCCUUUAACUCAACUCUUGGCUAACUGUGUCUAGUACAGACUUUGUUGCAUGUAGUUGUCGCUUUUGUAAUCUUUCAAUAUUUAAGAUGUAGCAAAAUACUAAAACGAAAAAAUAUCUGUGUAUAUUUUACGGUGUAGAGAACUGGAAAUGUCUCUGUAAAGUAUUGUUAACAGCAAGCACUGCACAGCACUGCAGUAUCGUGCUUUUUGUUUCCCUGAAACUGGUGCCUGCUGUAUAUAUAAUGUAUAUAUUCAUAGCACCCCCCCCCCCCAAACAAACUCUUAUUUCAUGUUGGACAGUAUUUAGUUUUAAGGUGGAGAUAAAGAUGCAAGGUAUCAAAAACCAAAAGAGAGCCUGAUAGUGACUCUUGUGCAGCCCAAGUUUACAGUUACAGUUUGAGGUGUUUCAGCUCACAGUAUAUGGGAAUGGGAAGCAAUUCAGUAAAGCAAAGUGGGGUGGUCACAAUAUAUACAUAUAUAUUUAUUGUAUUUAAUGCUUGUAUUUGCUUUGUGUUUCUCAGUAAUGACCAUUUUCUUUUGCUGUUUUCAAAAGCAACAAUUUUGUAUACAGUAUUACUUUGGUCUGUGUAUAUUUUACAAGGUUACAGUGCAAACGUAGUUCCAUGUUCCAUAGUUGUUUGUAUUUGUCUGUGUGACUCUCCCAGAUGUGUUUCUUCUUCUCGUUUAUCAAGGAUCAACUUGUUAGAUGUUUAUUGUAACGUCUGUUGUUUAGCUGAUCCUGCACAAACGGAUAUUUCAUCUGUACUUUGUACAUUUCAAAUAAGACCUUUGCAUCCCUAACUUUGUACAGUACAAUUCAAAAAGGUGGUGAAGCCAAUGGAAAGAGAGAUGUCGAGAAUGUCCAGUUUGUGCUAGUGGAUCAACCAAAAUAAAGAAACAAAACGAUGCAUUCUCCACCAGAGACGAUGAGUACUUGCUAAGCGGUGGGCCAAGUCGUGAGCGGCGCCUGCACCAGGGUACACCUGUGGUCGUAAUUUGCAAUAAUGUUUUGUCAUUCGUGCAGAAUUCCAGCAAGAGAACUGGUAUUAGUUUUAGCUUUCCUCUUCAGAUUAAGCCUAUGCAAUGCAUUCUGAUGCAGCUCAUUUAGUUUUGUGGUUUUUCAAGUGGAUGUCCGUCACAUUCCAAGCCUAUUUUAUACGACAAAUAUUCAUGCGGUAAUUAUCAGGAGAGCACAACUGUUGUGUGACAACGUUAUUCAAACCAAUAGUGCUGCUUAAAACAAAAAAUUGAUUUUCAUGUAUUCACAAAAGUGAUGAAAUAAAUAAUAAUAAUGUACUGCGUUUAUUUUUAUAUAAUAAAAUAAUUUUUAAGAUUCCACUCACAACGUUUUAACGAAAAUGAAUUUAAAGUUCCUAAAUGUUUGCACUGUCGAACCUUCCAAUCAGGAAAAUGCUAGGUUUGCAAAGGAACAAUACUUUUAUCUUUUUAAAUAUAACAGAAUGAAAAUGCUGUUUUUUUUCUUUUGUUUGAAAAAUUGUUAUAUAUCUUAUUAACAAACUGGUAUUGUUCUGAAAGAAACUGGAUUUUUUUUUUUUAUUGAUGACAUAACUCCUUUUUAUUAGCUGUCUGUAACAGUUAUGCUUGUGGUGGAAAAAUUCCCAUUUUGAAAUUUGUGAUUAGGUAUCAUCAUGAGGUUCUUAUUAUGGACUCACCGCUAUCCCAGAGUCGACGUUUAGCGUCAUAAAGAACAGUGGUCUGUCUUGUGGUGUUUACCUUGAACGUAGUCCUUUAUAACACAGCAUGAGGAUGUCAGUGUUUGUACUGUGUCACUAUAUCAUGAUGUAAAUUUGUAUUUUUCAUUUGAAGAAAAAAUGAGACUCCAUACUAGCUUUAAAAAGAAAAAUAUCUAUGAUGUGUACAUCUAUACCGUAUUGUUAUCAAGGUCUUUUAGAUAUGUGAAUAAAGAAUAGUUAUUAACCAAGAAA
Molecule: messenger RNA, 9295 nt
Organism: Erpetoichthys calabaricus (reedfish)
Lineage: Eukaryota; Metazoa; Chordata; Cladistia; Polypteriformes; Polypteridae
Gene: slc6a9
Product: solute carrier family 6 member 9
Exons: 13
Coding region: 343-2259 (638 amino acids)
Biological process (GO): neurotransmitter transport; sodium ion transmembrane transport; synaptic transmission, glycinergic
Cellular component (GO): plasma membrane
Molecular function (GO): glycine:sodium symporter activity
Source: RefSeq, a predicted model, not a curated record